AUGAUGAAGGACGAAUGCAUCCUGGUCAAUUACAUGGAUGAGGUUAUCGGCCACAACAACAAAUACAAUUGUCACAAGUUUGCACCUGGCCAGCCACGCGGCUUACUGCACAGGGCCUUUUCCGUGCUGCUUUUCGAUAGUGAGAAUCGUCUGCUGCUCCAACAGCGGGCAAGAAGCAAGAUCACCUUCCCUCUGGUGUGGACCAAUACGUGUUGCAGCCACCCUUUGUACGGCAUGAAGCCAUGCGAAGUGGAUGCGCCGGAGGCCGUUGCGUCGGGUGACCCCAAGGGUGUCAAGGCGGCUGCAGUUCGCAAGCUCGGGCAUGAGUUGGGGAUUCCAGCGGCGUCGCUGGAGAUUUCGCGCUUCAAGUUUCUGACCCGUGUUCACUACUGGGCAGUCGAUGUCAGAACGCAUGGUGAUGAGGCAAUAUGGGGUGAACACGAGAUUGAUCAUAUCCUGUUGUACCGGCUGAACCCCGGUGAGACGCUGACGCUUAAACCCAAUCCGGAAGAGGUGGAGGGCACGCGCUGGCUUGCAAAAGACGAACUCAAAGAGGCCAUGAAGGGUACUGGAGACAUGCCAUUGUGGUCUCCAUGGUUCAAAAUCAUUACCGAGCGACUGUUGGAUGCAUGGUGGCAGGACUUGGACAAUGCGCUGUCCACGGAUAAGUACGUCGAUGUCUCCUCCAUCCACCGCUUCGAUACAGCGCCGGAGUUCCACGGUGGGCUUGGCAAGGCUGGUCCUUGGUUGGACAAGGUGGCGGAGGCCGAGGCAACGGCCAUGAGGGAAGGUGGUGAAGCACAGAGACGAAAGGCGAUGCUAGAGGCCGAGCACGAAGACCGUGUUGUGGGCUUUGUUGGCAGAGGGCGGGCAGAAAUUGGAUCUUCCGCAGGUGAUGUCAAGCAAGGGGGCUACGGCAAGGUGCCGACACACAAGAACCCCAAGCUCGACCAGCUCAUGAGGCCCCUGGAGAUCGUAUCUGCUUUACGCCUGAAGUGCACUGGAUUGCUGGAGAACAACAUCAAGGAGCAGAAGGAUCCAGAUGUUGAAUUCUGUGACGACAUGCUCGGAAAGGUUUCCAGAUCGUUUGCUGCUGUGAUCCGGCAACUGCCAACACAGUUGAGCAUCGACAUCUGUGUCUUCUACUUGGCACUGCGUGCUCUAGACACGGUCGAAGAUGACAUGGAGGCUUACAAAGGCCGAGAAUCCGAGAAGCAGGAGGAGUUGAUCCACUUUGGUGAAAAAAGGCUCAGCGACGUCAAUUGCAGCAUCAAAGGUGUCGGGGCUGCAGACGAGCGGACGCUCAUAGAAAACUUUGGACGCGUGGCGAAAGUUUUCCUGAAGCUUCCUGCAGGCAGCAAAGACGUAAUCAAAGACAUCACUGACAAGAUGGGUGCGGGCAUGGCAGAGUACGUGUCUGCAAAUCUUGCACAGGGAACUGUGGACCAAGCGGCUUACGACCGUUACUGUCACAUGGUUGCGGGCCUUGUUGGGGAGGGCUUGACGAGGAUCUUUGUUGCCAGUGGACUUGAAGGGGCGGAUCUUGCGGGCCAAGGUGAGCGGAGCUGGCCCUUUUGUGCCGAUCCAAAAGAGGAGCCCUCGAACCUGGGUCUGGCCAAUUCCAUGGGCCUUUUCUUGCAGAAGACAAACAUCAUCCGUGACUACCUGGAAGAUUAUGUAGAUGGACGUGCCUUUUGGCCUCAAACGGUCUGGAAGAGCUAUGCUUGCUCCAAUGACCUGGGCGAGUUUGCGCUGCCCACAGCCCAUGCAGCAGGAGCCCGCCUUGCAGUGAAAGCUGGUGGCGAGAAUCUUGCCAAAGGUGUUGGUGACCAGGCCCUGCUGUGCCUGAACGACUUGGUUGCAGAUGCGCUGGAGCUAGUUCCAGACUCGCUGGAGUACUUGGAGCGUGUGAAGACGCCAUCCAUCUACAGAUUCUGCGCCAUCCCUCAGGUGAUGGCCAUCGCAACCUUAGCCGAGUGUUUUGACAACCCCCGGGUGUUCACUGGCGUUGUCAAGAUUCGCAAAGGGCUGACUGCCCGUCUCAUUGUUGCCUGUUGCGAUGGUCCUGAUGCCGUCCACUUUUGGUUCCGAUCCUUUGCUGAAGACAUUCUGUCAUCAGUUUCGCAGGGCAAAUGUGCCGGAGCUGACGGGCCCAUCGGCAGACGGCUCGAGAAGGGCUGCGCACGCAUCCUGGAGAGGACGCAGAAACGAUCAGAAGCGUGGAGCAGCAAGCAGACGCAGAAGCGCUUCGUGGCUGGCGCUGUCACCGCCCUGGCAGUGUCGUCUCUCUUCCUGCGCAAUGCCGACCACAGCUCCAGGUAA
This is a messenger RNA of Symbiodinium natans, 2322 nucleotides long. NCBI's taxonomy places the organism in Eukaryota, Dinophyceae, Suessiales, Symbiodiniaceae. The record is from the annotation of a GenBank genome assembly.